Nematocida major is the source of this 1485-nucleotide messenger RNA. RefSeq lists its product as uncharacterized. NCBI's taxonomy places the organism in Eukaryota, Fungi, Microsporidia. The transcript has a single exon. The record is from RefSeq and is a predicted model, not a curated record. The coding region runs from base 1 to 1485 and encodes 494 amino acids.
AUGAUUUUUCUCACAAAUGCGAACAAUCUUGGCGAAUACGCGCUGAAGAUACUCAACUCGUACUAUGCAGAAAGCAUGCUCACACCAGGGGUCACACAGCGACACUUUCUGAGAGAUAUUGCAAUGUUUUCUGCGCAAUCAAUUGUCUAUUUUUGGGCAUCUUUGUUCUGUCUAGUGUCAAAAACCAGAAAGAAACACUUCGUCGUGAAAAGAUGCAAGCUGGGCUCGCUCUUUCCAAAAACCGCGCGGGCCACAAAGAAGCAGAAGGUCUCCGAGUCGUACGCCGAGAAAGGCCCGGGCAGCACGCAAGAUCAAAAAGAGAGAGUAGAAAAAAUCAUUCUGAUAUUUUUGCUGGCUGUGCUUGCAUGCCUCAACAUUCUCAACAAGAUUCUCCAGUGCAAAAGCCUUGAGUACGUGUCGUUUCCCACGAUGUCAAUUGUGCGGUCGUUCAGGCUUUUCCCAACGCCGCUUGGGGUUGUGCGAAACCGGCGCCAGAGAAUGAGCAUGCUUUCCAUCCUGCUAGCAACCGCGGGGAUGUACGUCUACAUUUUCUCGUGCGAGGAGCGCGUGGAGAGCCUGCACUUUCUGCGGCAGCUUGUUUCGCUGGAGGACUUUAGAAUGCUGUGCCACCACGACAAAAUCAAGAUCAUUCGAAUGACCUUGCAGUUUAUGUACUACUACACAAAGGCAGACCUCCUGGCAGGCAAGGGCCCGGAGGAAGAGAGUGCAUACAUGGAGUGCAUUCUCAGCGGAAAACAGCCCGCCCAGGACUAUUCGCUUCCCGUAAAAGACCAGGCCGCCAGAUACUACAGAAGCAUUCUGCUCCUGUACGGGAACAAGCCCAUCCCCGAGGACAAGCGUGCUGCGCGCGAGGUUUUCAAGCGCGUGCUCGACGUGGAAAAGAAAAGGGGCGGCAGCGGGGCAGACCAGCUGGCCCUUUCUUUCAUAAAGCUGAUAUGCACGCGCCCAAACACAGCGUACUUUCAGGCCUUCUUGGAAAGAAGAAAGUUUGACGCGGCCUUCUAUCUGGCCCUGCACUCGUGGAUGGAGGUGGCCUUUGAGGCGGGCCAGAUAUUCCUGUGUAAAGAGUUUGGAAUACCGUACGAGUUCGUCACCACCGCAGUCAGCCUUUUGUCGGCCACUGUUGGGGCUGCCGUCGUUGCAGGCAUGUCGCACAGCCUAGAAAACGCAAACAUGAACAUUAGGAAGGACAUGGUUAUGUCCUCGAUCAUAUUCCUGUACAUACGCCUGUUCUGCACAAAAGAGUUCUGCGCAGAAAUGGACGACACGCGCAUGGGGCUUCAAAUAGGGAUGAAGUUUUUCUCUCUGCUUCUGUCUGUCAUGUUCUACGGCCACGAUUUUAACCUGGGCCACGUGUCUGGGGUGUUCCUUAUGUUUAUAGGGUGCCUUUUCAACAUAAAUAUGCACACAAUCCUUCUUUCCAGAUGGACGCUUUCCGGGCACAUCCGGAGAAAGUGUCUGUAG